Messenger RNA from Notechis scutatus (mainland tiger snake), 2583 nucleotides. NCBI's taxonomy places the organism in Eukaryota, Metazoa, Chordata, Lepidosauria, Squamata, Elapidae. The record is from RefSeq and is a predicted model, not a curated record.
GGCUCCAUAAAGAUGCAGAAGGGAGUUUGGCUGCUGAGCGUGUUCACAGUAGCUGGGAUCGCGCCGACCACUGAGAGCCGGAAACCUGCCAAAGACAUUUGCAGCAAGAGCCGUUGCCCUUGUGAGGAGAAGGAGAACGUGCUGAAUAUUAAUUGCGAAAACAAGGGAUUUACCACGGUCGGCCUCCUCCUGCCUCCCCCGUCCAAGAUAUACCAACUCUUUCUCAAUGGGAAUGCGUUUGCCCGACUCUACCCCAACGAAUUUGUCAACUACUCCAAUGCCGUGACGCUCCACUUGGGUUACAACGACAUGGAAGAGAUUCGAACUGGGGCCUUCCUGGGCCUUCGGAUUCUUAAGAGGUUGCACCUCAACAACAACAAGCUGGAGAUCUUACGGGAGGAGACCUUCCUAGGCUUAGAGAGCCUGGAGUAUCUCCAGGCUGACUACAACUACAUCACCGCCAUUGAGGCAGGGGCUUUCAGCAAACUCAACAAGCUGAAGGUGUUGAUCCUCAACGACAACCUGUUGUUAUCCCUCCCUAGCAACGUGUUUCGUUUUGUCCUCCUGACCCACCUGGACCUUAGAGGGAACCGGCUAAAAAUGAUGCCUUUUGCUGGCGUCUUGGAGCACAUCGGAGGAAUUAUGGAAAUCCAGCUGGAGGAGAACCCAUGGAACUGUACUUGUGAUCUUCUGCCUCUCAAAGCUUGGCUAGACACCAUCACAGUCUUUGUUGGGGAGAUUGUGUGCGAGACCCCUUUCAGGUUGCAUGGCAAAGAUGUCACCCAACUGACCAGGCAGGAUCUCUGCCCUCGAAAAACUGUGGGUGAUUCCAACCCAAGGGAGAAAUACCCUUCCCACUCAGACACACACAUCCAGAGACUCCCCCCAACAGUUAACUCUGCGGUUGGGGCCACCAGGGCUCCCAAAGCCAGCCGCCCACCCAAAACCAGGAACCGUCCCACCCCACGGGUCACCGUGUCUAAAGACAGGCAGAUUUUUGGGCCCAUCAUGGUUUAUCAAACCAAAUCUCCCGUGCCCCUAACUUGCCCAAAUCUUUGUGCUUGCACUUCACAAAGUUCUGACAAUGGGUUGAACAUCAACUGCCAGGAGAAAAGAAUUGGCAACAUCUCCGAUCUCCACCCCAAACCCACCAGUCCAAAGAAACUCUAUUUGACAAGCAACUACUUGCAAACAAUCUAUAAAAGUGAUCUUGUGGACUAUCCGUCACUGGACUUAUUGCAUUUGGGAAACAAUAGGAUUGCUGUGAUCCAAGAAGGUGCCUUUUCUAAUCUCACCAGUUUACGCCGGCUUUAUCUCAAUGGUAACUACCUUGAGGUCUUGUAUCCUUCCAUGUUUGAAGGGCUCCACAGCUUACAGUAUCUCUAUUUAGAGUAUAAUGUGAUUAAAGAGAUCCUGCCACGCACCUUUGAUGUGUUGGGCAAUCUUCACCUCCUCUUUUUGAACAACAAUCUCUUGAGGUCCCUGCCGGACAAUGUCUUUGGAGGCACCACUUUAACUAGACUCAACCUGAGGAACAACCAUUUCUCGUAUCUUCCCGUGCAAGGUGUCCUUGACCAGCUUUCAGCCCUAAUUCAAAUCGACCUACAAGAAAACCCUUGGGACUGUACUUGUGAUAUCAUGGGGUUGAGAUACUGGAUAGAACAAGUCACCGAGAAAAACAACCAGCAGUCGGGAAGUCCCGUGGUAGUCAACGAAGUGAUCUGUGACUCUCCCGCCAAGCACGCUGGAGAACAUCUCAAGACCUUGAGCAAAGAAGCCAUCUGCCCCGAGAAUCUCUUCGAUUCUUCUCUCUUGUCCCUCAAUCUGAACACCGAUACGCCAUCAGCCUUCAGCAUCUUCCCCAGCGCCUUUCCGGAAAUGCGGAUGGAAGUCCCCCUCUCCGUCUUAAUUUUGGGCCUUCUGGUGGUCUUUAUUUUGUCGGUCUGCUUUGGGGCUGGGCUCUUUGUCUUUGUUCUCAAACGCCGUAAGGGGUUGCCAAGCCUGCCCAGCAGUACCAACAACCUGGACGUCAGUUCCUUCCAACUGCAGUAUGGCUGCUACAACAGCGAGGCCCACGAGAAAGCGGAAGGCCAUGUCUAUAAUUACAUCCCUCCUCCCGUUGGCGAGAUGUGCCAGAAUCCUAUCUAUAUGCAGAAGGAAGGGGACCCCGUUGCUUACUACCGGAAUCUCCAUGAAUUUAGCUACAGCAAUCUGGAGCCGAAGAAGGACGAGUCUACCAGCUUCGCCUUUACCAUCAGCGCGGCAGACAUGCUGGAGAAGCAACCCUUUUCGAGAGAGCCGGAACUGUUGUAUCAAAACCUGGUGGAGAGGGUGAAGGAACUGCCCAGCGGAAGCAUGGUCCAAUAUAAUUUCUGUACCCUCCCCAAAAGGCAGUUCGCUCCUUCCUACGAGUCCAGGCGACAAAACCAAGACAGGCUCAAUAAAACAGUUUUGUACGGGACGCCGAGGAAGUAUUUUACGGAACUGUCCAAACCCGAUCUCCCUUUGCUGCAAGGGAAGUUGCAGGCGGAACCGGAUUACCUCGAAGUGUUGGAAAAACAAACUGCCAUUAGUCAGCUGUGA